Molecule: messenger RNA, 999 nt
Organism: Necator americanus (New World hookworm)
Lineage: Eukaryota; Metazoa; Nematoda; Chromadorea; Rhabditida; Ancylostomatidae
Exons: 2
Coding region: 1-999 (332 amino acids)
Molecular function (GO): structural constituent of cuticle
Source: RefSeq, a predicted model, not a curated record
AUGUGGGCGCAACGCUUGACGACUUUCGCCUUCUGCGGCACAUCACUAUGCACUUUCUUCUCUAUUAUAAUGGUUGGAUACCUUUUCAACGAUAUCAACCAAUUCUACGUGGAUGUCCUGGUCGAUAUGGAAGAAUUUCAGAAUUAUGCCAACGAUGCUUGGAAAGGCAUGCACUACAACGAAAUACAACAUCAAAGCCAUAAGCUUCGGGACAUGUUUCAACGUCAUAAACGGCAAGCAGACGCUUCAUGUGCAUGUGCCGAAAGAGCCAGUAACUGCCCGGUUGGACCACAAGGUCCCCCCGGAAUGCCAGGACCAGCUGGCGAAGACGGACCACCUGGAGAGAAUGGUAACCCUGGCAUACCUGGAAUUUCCAUCACUAGUACAGGAAGGGGUGGAUGCGUCCAAUGCCCGGUUGGUCCUCCGGGACCUCCUGGACCUGAUGGAACCAUUGGCGCUCCUGGACCAGAUGGUCUCCCCGGUGCCCCGAGUAGCUCAUACGGUCGUGGACAACCAGGACCUCCUGGUCCACCUGGAGAUCAAGGUGCCCCUGGACAGCCGGGGCAACCAGGUGCUCCUGGAAAUCCUGGAGCACCUGGUACCAGAGGACGAGGCCAGCCGGGACCGCAAGGACCUCCUGGACCUCCUGGGUCGUUGGGAGCACCAGGACAACAAGGGGAAAGUGCUUCUGGUGGGACAAUUGGACCACAAGGGCAGCCUGGUCAGGCAGGACGUCCAGGACAGCCAGGAAACGACGGGACUCCUGGAGCACCUGGUGAAGCCGGUUUACCCGGAAGUGAUGCUGCUUAUUGUCCCUGUCCGCCGAGAACUUCUUCGAUUGGCGCAGUUGAACAAAAUCGACAGGUGGCAGUAGACCAGGACAACUAUGCUGCUAUUCCACCUCGAGAUAUGCAAGGAGGAGUAACUGGAGAUUAUGUCAAACGAAGAAGCAUCCUUAGAAAAAAGAAGAUACGCAGAAGACUUUCAAGAAUUGCAUGA